GACUGUACAUAUGACAAGCCUCUCACUGCUCUCAUAAUCCCCUCCAUCUGGUCGCGUCUUGUGAGACCUCAGUCCUCCUUCGACUCACGCAGAGAUCGUAGUGUCCUCGUUCUCCUUGUCCUCCUUCGAGGGUCACCUUUAUCCACGGUCCUACGUCUGGAGUCCUUAGCCCAGUGCGGCGGCGGUGUGGGAGGAAGCGCAUACACCUGCAGGAAGCGUCCUCGUGUUGGCCAGGCUGUCUGCACAUGCGCCUGCGGGGUCAGUGCGUCCAAGGAAGGAAAGGAAAAGCAUCCCGUCGGUGGCAUCCCUGACGGCACGCGAGCUGAGGUUACGCGCGGGGCUCUCCUGAUACGCCAGGUCCUUUUAUUGGUGAUAUCUGAUUCGUUCUUCGCGCGCGCGUGUGUGUGUAUUCUUUGAUAAAAUAAGUGAAACGUGAACAGGCGCAAAUGAGGAGGGAGUCGAUCUUGCGCAACCUUCGUCUCGUGAUUGCACAUCCUGUGUCUCUCCUUCGUAUCGAAAUCCACGUCGAAGAUAUUUGAGAGUUGGUUCCCAUUUUUUCGAAUACCUUGAAAAGAAAAGGAGUCAUUUUUGUACCCACUAGAUCGCGAUAACGACCCCCCCUUCCCCACCCCACCCCUCCACGCCCCUCCGCCUCGUGGAGUCGUCGGCGGCCGCCCUUCAAUUGCCGCCGCAGCCGAGACGAUGUGUCCGACCGCAAGGAUGUAGUGGCGCCGACGAGAACCUGCUCCAGAACACGAAAUCCUUCUCUUCCUCCUCCUCGCCCUCGCUGUGUCCUGCAGUGGUAGAAUCCCCGCGUCAGGAUGGUGCUGGUGGAGCUACUAGCGGGCCUUCGGGGACUCGUGAAGGUGAAACACGACGCGGACAUCCACAGCGCCAUUUUCAAGCUGCAUUUUCGACUCACGGCGACCAUGCUCUUCUGCUUCUGCCUUCUGGUCACCGCCAACAGCCUCGUCGGGGACCCCAUCAACUGUGUGCACGACGACAACCCAAAACUGAAGGAUAAAGUUGUAAAUACGUAUUGUUGGAUCCACACCACUUUCACGCUGCCAAAACACAUCGACAAGGGCUAUGGGAAAGGGACGGGCGUGGCAUACCCUGGCGUUGGUCCUCUCUACCCGACUGAUACCAAGACGUACCACGCCUACUACCAGUGGGUGCCGUUCGUUCUCUUUCUGCAGGGCCUGAUGUUCUACGCCCCGCACUGGCUCUGGAAGACGUGGGAGGGCGGGAAGCUGGAGUCCAUCGUCAUGGGGCUCUCCAUCCCCGUCAUGAACAAGGAGGAACGCCACGAGAAGAUCCACCUGCUGGCCGACUACCUCCACGCCUCCCUCCACCACCACAACUUCUACGCCAUCAAGUUCUUCCUGUGCGAGCUGCUUAAUUUAGCGAACUGUUUGUUCAACAUGUGGUUCAUGAACGAGUUCCUGGGCGGGAUGUUCUUCACGUACGGCAUCGACGUGCUGGCCUUCACGGAGACCAACCAGGAGGAGCGCACGGACCCCAUGAUCGUGGUGUUCCCGCGGGUCACCAAGUGCUCCUUCAACAUGUACGGGCCGUCGGGCACCAUCGAGACCCACGACCUCAUGUGCGUGCUCGCGCUCAACAUCAUCAACGAGAAGAUCUACGUCUUCAUGUGGUUCUGGUUCGUCAUCCUGGCCAUCAUCAGCACCAUGGCGCUCAUCUACCGGCUCCUCGUGUUCUGCGUCCCCGCCAUCAGGUCGGGGCUGCUGCAGAAGCGCGCGAGGCUGCGCUACAAGAACAGCAUCGACGCCGUCUCGCGCAGGCUGCAGGUCGGCGACUUCUUCCUGCUGUACCUCCUGAGCAAGAACGUGGAGCUGCUCUCCUUCAGCUCCCUCAUGGAGGAGCUGUCCCUCCGGCUGAGCAACCGCCGCGUCCACCCCGACCUGGACGUGUCGCCGCCCCCCGUCCAGCCCGAGCGGUUCCACCUCAUGAACGAGAACGCAUGACAAUCGGCCGCCCUCGAGGACACCUGCAGGAGGGACGAGGACUCCGCGAAGGCCGAAGACAAGGUGGACCCCGAGGGCUGCUGUGGCAAGCUGUGCAGAUGCGUUCCCUGCAAGUGAGCGCCUCUGCCUCGAGACCGUCGG
Penaeus vannamei (Pacific white shrimp) is the source of this 2129-nucleotide messenger RNA. Its product is annotated as innexin inx2. Gene Ontology annotation, cellular component: plasma membrane; gap junction. Gene Ontology annotation, biological process: phototransduction. NCBI's taxonomy places the organism in Eukaryota, Metazoa, Arthropoda, Malacostraca, Decapoda, Penaeidae. The record is from RefSeq and is a predicted model, not a curated record. Gene Ontology annotation, molecular function: gap junction channel activity.